UCUUUGUACACAAUACCUUUGCUUCUUUACAGACAUCAAUGGUUGUGAUCCCGACCCGUGUGUUUCAAUGGCUACCUGUGAAGACCUCCCACCUCCCGAAACCGGGGCGCUUUGUCACUGUCCGCUUGGGUAUGAAGGCGACGGAUUCAUGGAUGGAACUGGAUGCACAAUCGUACAGUGCUCUCCACAAAGUCCUCCUACAAACGGUGGGGUGAGCGGCGGUAACUCCUACGGAGACUUGGCCACCUUCACGUGUGACAUUGGGUACAGCCUGGUGGGCAAUAAUCCACUACUCUGUCAGGCUGACGGAGAUUGGAGUGGAACUGCACCAACAUGCGAAAUCGUACAGUGCUCUCCACAAAGUCCUCCUACAAACGGUGCAGUGAGCGGCGGUAACUCCUACGGAGACUUGGCCACCUUCACGUGUGACAUUGGGUACAGCCUGGUGGGCAAUAAUCCACUACUCUGUCAGGCUGACGGGACUUGGAGUGGAACUGCACCAACAUGCGAAAUCGUACAGUGCUCUCCACAAAGUCCUCCUGCAAACGGUGCCGUGAGCGGCGGUAACUCCUACGGAGACGAGGCCACCUUCACGUGUGACACUGGUUACAACCUGGUGGGCGAUAAUCCACUACUCUGCCAGGCUGACGGGACUUGGAGUGGACCUGCACCAACAUGCGAAAUCGUACAGUGCUCUCCACAAAGUCCUCCUACAAACGGUGGGGUGAGCGGCGGUAACUCCUACGGAGACGUGGCCACCUUCACGUGUGACACUGGUUACAACCUGGUGGGCGAUAAUCCACUACUCUGCCAGGCUGACGGGACUUGGAGUGGAACUGCACCAACAUGCGAAAUCGUACAGUGCUCUCCACAAAGUCCUCCUACAAACGGUGCCGUGAGCGGCGGUAACUCCUACGGAGACUUGGCCACCUUCACGUGUGACACUGGUUACAACCUGGUGGGCGAUAAUCCACUACUCUGCCAGGCUGACGGGACUUGGAGUGGAACUGCACCAACAUGCGAAAUCGUACAGUGCUCACCACAAAGUCCUCCUACAAACGGUGCCGUGAGUGGCGGUAACUCCUACGGAGACUUGGCCACCUUCACGUGUGACACUGGUUACAACCUGGUGGGCGAUAAUCCACUACUCUGUCAGGCUGACGGGACUUGGAGUCCAGCAAUUCCACCAACAUGCGAAGAUACCAAUGGAUGCGAUCCCGAUCCGUGUGUUGCAAUCGCUACUUGUAGCGACAAUGAGGCUCCCAUGACGGGUGCAGUCUGUACCUGUCCGCCAGGGUAUCACGGUGAUGGUAAAGUUCAUGGGACCGGAUGUACAGACAUCCCCGGUUGCGAUCCGAAUCCGUGUCAUAUCCUCGCUACCUGCGAAGAUGUUCCUGCUCCAGACACCGGUGCAGUUUGCAUCUGCCCGUCUGGAUAUGAGGGCGAUGGAACAAUGGGUGGCACCGGGUGCACAGUCGUACAGUGCUCUCCACAAAGUCCUCCUACAAACGGUGGGGUGAGCGGCGGUAACUCCUACGGAGACGAGGCCACCUUCACGUGUGACCCUGGUUACUACCUGGUGGGCGUUAAUCCACUAGUCUGUCAGGCUGACGGGACUUGGAGUGACUCUGCACCAACAUGCGAAGACAUCAAUGGUUGUAAUCCCGACCCGUGUGUUCCAAUGGCAACCUGUGAAGACCUCCCACCUCCCCAAACCGGGGCGCUUUGUCACUGUCCACUUGGGUAUGAAGGCGACGGAUUCAUGGAUGGAACUGGAUGCACAAACAGCGAAUGCUGCCUGGAACAUUUGGCUGCUUAA
Messenger RNA from Branchiostoma floridae (Florida lancelet), 1819 nucleotides. RefSeq names its product P-selectin-like. Lineage: Eukaryota; Metazoa; Chordata; Leptocardii; Amphioxiformes; Branchiostomatidae. The coding region runs from base 68 to 1819 and encodes 583 amino acids. The transcript has 12 exons. The record is from RefSeq and is a predicted model, not a curated record. Gene Ontology annotation, molecular function: calcium ion binding.